This is a messenger RNA of Emiliania huxleyi CCMP1516, 1284 nucleotides long. RefSeq lists its product as hypothetical. The record is from RefSeq and is a predicted model, not a curated record. The coding region runs from base 1 to 1284 and encodes 427 amino acids. The transcript has 5 exons. NCBI's taxonomy places the organism in Eukaryota, Haptophyta, Isochrysidales, Noelaerhabdaceae.
AUGGUCCAUGCGGCAGGCUCGUGCUCCGCCGCGCAUCCGUGGAUCGACCGUGCAAUCGACCGCUUCUUCUCCAAUGCCGAAUCGCGCAGCACCUCGGGCCUCGGGCUGCGAGAGGUGAUCGACGAGCUCCGCGCUCGCAGCUGGUCCAACCACAGGCCGGGAAAGCUGGAGGUGACGCUUAGCUGGAGCAGCGCGGAGAGCCCGUGGAGCGUCUCUGGACGCACUGUCAACAGGCCAAACCAGCCGUACAAGCCCGCGCACAUGCUGACUCUCCUCAAGCGGGCUGUCCGCCGCCACGGGCCGGAGAUUGCUCGCGAACUCGGCAGUCCAGGCGCACUGACCCUCUUCCUUCAGACCGAGGACUACCCGAACCUCCUCCCCAUGCAUGCGGGCGGGCGGGCGACGAUCGCCGCCGCCGCCGCGUGGCACUCGCCGUGGCGCGAGAGGCGGCGCGCGCUCGUCUGGCGCGGCGCGAUGCGCGCCGGCGGCCACGCAGGAGGCCCGCGCGAGAGGGCGAUCCAGAGGCUGCGGCGGGUGGCGCCGCUGCUGGCGGCCAACGGCGUCGAGUUGGACGUGCAGAGCGUGGAUCGGUUCGGCGGCGGCCGGGCGGACAGGAACUUGACCAUCUCUCGCGAGGAGCUGUGCGGCGCCGCCUACCUCCUCCACUUGCGCGGCACCACGUACAGCGCGAGUCUGCGCUACCAGCUGCUGUGCGGCUCUCCAGUCGCGGCGCUGCUCGGGGACGAGACUGGCGAGUGCGCCGAGUGGUUCCACCCGGCGCUCGCGGACGGGCGGCACUUUGUGAAGCUCCCGCCGGACGUGCGCGGACAGGCAGCCGCCCUCCUCAACCUCACCUCGCAGCUGCCGGCGGCUCUCUCGCGCGCUGCUCGGAUCGGCGCCGCGGGGCAGCACUUUGUGCAGGAGGGCCUCUCGGACGACGUCGUCGACUGCUACUGGGCGCGGGCGCUCGUCCGGUACGGACGGCGGGCAGCGAGCCUCUCGCGCGGAGAUACGGAGCCGGAGGCUGUCCGCUCGCUGCCAUCCGAGGAGGCGGAGCCCGAGCGGGUGCGCGAGUGCUGGUGGCCGUGCCACGAGAGGGCUGGCCCGUGCCACUUUUGCGGCUCGAGGCAGGCUUGCUGCCGGGCUGGCUUCGACCAGCAGACGGCCGAUUGCGGCUUCGGGAAGCUCGGCUUCGACGUGUGGCCAAUUUGCAACACGACGUGUGGCCAAUUUGCGGGGAUACACGUCCUGCAGUAUCGCGCUUGUGGGGCCGUUUUGAUUUAA